Messenger RNA from Marmota flaviventris (yellow-bellied marmot), 1998 nucleotides. RefSeq names its product coagulation factor XII (gene F12). Lineage: Eukaryota; Metazoa; Chordata; Mammalia; Rodentia; Sciuridae. The record is from RefSeq and is a predicted model, not a curated record. Gene Ontology annotation, cellular component: extracellular region; rough endoplasmic reticulum. Gene Ontology annotation, molecular function: serine-type endopeptidase activity; calcium ion binding. Gene Ontology annotation, biological process: blood coagulation; zymogen activation.
CAAGGGACAGACGCCAUGAGGGCUCUGCUGCUCCUGGGGUCCCUGCUGGUGAGCCUGGAGCCAGUGCUUUCGAUCCCACCUUGGAAAGCUCACAGGGUGCAUAAGCAAGGAACCGAUGAGCCCACAGUAGUUCUUACUGUCACUGGGGAGCCCUGCCACUUCCCCUUCCAGUACCAUCGGCAGUUGUACCACAAAUGUAUCCACAAAGGCUGGCCAGGCCCCAGACCCUGGUGUGCUACCACCCCAAACUUUGAUCAGGACCAGCAAUGGGCACACUGCCUGGAGCCCAAGAAAGUGAAAGACCACUGCAGCAAACACAGCCCCUGCCACAAAGGAGGGACAUGUGUGAAUAUGCCAAAUGGACCACACUGCCUCUGUCCGGAACACCUCACUGGGAAGCACUGCCAGAAAGAGAAGUGCUUUGAGCCUCAGCUUCUCCGGUUCUUCCAUGAGAAUGAGAUAUGGCUUAGACCUGGGCCAGCAGGUGUGGCCAAAUGCCACUGCAAAGGUCCUGAUGCUCACUGCAAGCCACUGGCCAGCCAUGCCUGCCACACCAACCUAUGCCUCAAUGGGGGCCGCUGCCUGGAGGCCGAAGGACAAAGCCUGUGCCAUUGCCCAGUGGGCUAUACCGGACCCUUCUGUGACUUGGAUGUUGAGGCAAACUGCUACCAUGACCGUGGGCUUAGCUACCGUGGCAAGGCCAGGACCACUCUCUCUGGUGCAACUUGUCAGCGGUGGGACUCCGAGGCCACCUACAGGAACGUGACUGCGGAGCAAGCACUAAGCCGGGGACUGGGUCACCACACCUUCUGCCGGAACCCGGAUAAUGAUACCCGCCCGUGGUGCUUUGUCUGGAAAGGUGACCGGCUGAGCUGGGAGUAUUGCGACUUGGCACAGUGCUGGACCACAAUCCAGGCAGCACCUCCACUCAUGGACGCCCUUGGGCGUCAGGACCUGCCCAUGCCCCAGCCUUCAGCACUGCAAAAGCCUCAGCCCACGACCCAGUCCCCGCCUCAUUCCCUGACCCCAGCCCCCUCGAAGCAGCCAACUCGCCUGUCUAGGACCAGCCCUCCCAGCUGCGGACAGCGGCUCCGGAAGAGCCUGUCCCCGCUGAGUCGAGUUGUGGGCGGACUAGUGGCGCUGCCCGGGGCACAUCCCUACAUCGCAGCGUUGUACUGGGGCGACAGUUUCUGCGCCGGCAGCCUCAUCGCCCCCUGCUGGGUGCUGACCGCGGCUCACUGCCUGCAGAACCGGCCGGCGCCGGAGGACCUGACGGUAGUGCUCGGCCAGGAACUCCAUAACCAGACCUGUAAGCAAUGCCAGACGCUGGGCGUGCGCUCCUACCGCCUCCACGAGGCUUUCUCGUCCAACACCUAUCAGCACGACUUGGCUCUGCUGCGCCUUCAGGAGAGCGCGGACGGCAGCUGCGCGCGUCUCUCACCUUACGUUCAGCCAGUGUGCCUACCCAGCGGCACUGCCCAAACCUCCGAGCCCGAGGACAUGCUUUGCCAAGUGGCGGGCUGGGGCCACCAGUACGAGGGGGCGGAGGAUUAUUCCACCUUCCUGCAGGAGGCGCAGGUGCCUUUCAUCUCUCAGGAGCACUGCUCCGCUUCUGAAGUGCACGGGGAUGCUAUCCUCCCUGGAAUGCUCUGCGCUGGCUUCCUCGAGGGUGGCACAGACGCGUGCCAGGGUGAUUCCGGGGGCCCUCUGGUGUGUGAGGACCAGGCUGCAGAGAACCGGCUCACCUUGAGAGGCGUCAUCAGCUGGGGCUCCGGAUGUGGCGACCGCAACAAGCCCGGCGUUUACACCGACGUGGCCAGCUACGUGGAUUGGAUCCAGGAGCACAUAGUUUCCUAACUACCCAGGGAUUCGUCUUUCCCUCCUAGUGGGAGGGUGGCUGGGUAAUGAACACUGACUAAAGAUUGUGCCACAUUCCUCCCAGUGCCACCAGCCAGGUGCCAGGGGCACAGAAACUCAAUAAAAUGCUUUGAAAAUGCC